AUGCCUCCCAAAAAGCAGUGGAUUGAUAAAAAGACCGCCACUACUUAUCAACUCUUUCAUCGAGCGCAGAAUGAUCCUUUGAUCCAUGACCCAAAUGCAGAUGACCGUGUGCUUCAUGCAGUGUCCGGACCCCCUGGUGCCAACCCGAACAUCGCAUCGUCAUCCAAGCCACUGAAGCAUCUCGCCGACCUUGAGCAAGAAUUUCAUGAUGAAUCCAUCCGAAAGAACGAAGGCGAGGCUGCAAACUAUGGCGUUUUCUAUGACGACACGAAAUAUGAUUAUAUGCAGCACUUGCGCGAGCUGGGGACGGGAACUGGAGAUUCGUACUUUGUCGAGGCUAAAUCUAAGGGAAAAGAAAAGAACAAAGGGUUGAGACUUGAGGAUGCGUUGCGUCAGGUGAACUUGGACGACACAAGGAGUGAAGUUGGAGGGGGUCCGGCGAGCGUGUACGGUGGCUCCAUGUACAGCUAUGACAUGCGGUCUACAGCUUCCUCGUACAUUCGGCAACCGACGUACCAAGAUCAGCAAGAUGUUCCUGAUGCGAUUGCCGGUUUCCAACCCAACAUGGACCCUCGCUUGCGUGAGGCCCUUGAAGCUCUUGAAGACGAGGCCUUUGUGGACGAGGAAGACGAUGAGGAUAUGUUCGGAAAACUGACGGAGAAUGCCGAGGAGAUUGAGACAGGAGAAUGGGAGGACUCCCUCUAUGACCAGGAGGGCUAUGAUGAUGAAGACGGAUGGGAGUCAGACGCAACUGAAAAGGCACCCAUUCAGAGAGAUACCUCCGAGCUUGCCCAGUUAGACGACAAAGAGCUCGCGCCUGGAGAAUUACCCGGCCACGGGGAAGCCGUGCCGGAUAUGCACCCAGAUGACCAAGGCUGGAUGCGCGAGUUUGCCAAGUUCAAGAAAGACGGCAAGCCCAAGGGCCCCGCGGCUGCGCCGACCAUCGCUCCCUCCGAGCAACGCACACAGGCGUCUACCAUCUUCACAGUCGGGGGUACUCCUAUUCGCCGCAAGAAGCGCAAGGGCGCGCUGACCAACCCGUCCGCAUACUCGAUGACCUCUUCCGCACUGGCACGCACAGAGGGCCACCGGCUUCUCGACGAUCGCUUUGAGCGAAUCGAGGCCCUCUAUUCCCUUGACGAGGAAGGCGAGGAAUACGACGACAGCAUGUCCUUGGCGAGCGGGAUGACAGGAAUGACGGGCAUGACGGGUAUGACAGGCAUGUCGACCGCCUCCUCUGUGGCUCCUAGCUUGGUCUCCGCUGGCGGAGAUGGCCCUCUUCCAACCAACUUCCACUCGGUGAUGGAUGAUUUCCUCGCCGGGUGGGAUGGCAACACUGGCCCUCAAGCGAAGCGAAAGGGCGUCAAGGCCAAACGGGGCAAGAAUGGAAACGAGGCUAUUGGCAUCAAGAUGCUCGAUGAGAUCAGACAGGGUCUCGGCCCGGCCAAGCUCUCGACCAGCAAAGUGCCUGGGAAGGCAUAA
Molecule: messenger RNA, 1482 nt
Organism: Penicilliopsis zonata CBS 506.65
Lineage: Eukaryota; Fungi; Ascomycota; Eurotiomycetes; Eurotiales; Aspergillaceae
Exons: 2
Coding region: 1-1482 (493 amino acids)
Biological process (GO): ribosomal small subunit export from nucleus; ribosomal small subunit biogenesis
Cellular component (GO): nucleus; preribosome, small subunit precursor; cytosol
Source: RefSeq, a predicted model, not a curated record